Molecule: messenger RNA, 920 nt
Organism: Frankliniella occidentalis (western flower thrips)
Lineage: Eukaryota; Metazoa; Arthropoda; Insecta; Thysanoptera; Thripidae
Exons: 2
Coding region: 88-552 (154 amino acids)
Source: RefSeq, a predicted model, not a curated record
AUUUAUUUAUUGCAGGAUCUGAGCAAAGGUGAUCCUCAUGUUGUUGUGGGAAUCCCCUCUCACUUGUACAGUGACGCUCUUCACACAAUGGGUUUUCCUCCCGAACGCCAGUUUCUCUGCGUGGGGUCUGAGCAAGAGCAGCGCUGUCAGAAGAGGUUUAACAGCGAUCAGCAUUUUGCCGUCGUGAAGAUCACCAAGCUGGCGGCGGGCGUCAAGUGCCUGACGAGUUGCAGCUACGAGUUGGAGGACAACCUGCUGCAGCGAUCCUUCGCGCUGUUCGUUAGGCGAUCGUGGCCGCUGCGGGGGGCCCUCGAUGAUACCAUCCGGAGGCUGCAAUCAGCGGGCCUGAUCGAGGCCUGGGUAGCGCGGCACGAGCACCUCAGCAGGCUGGCCAAGGCCCGCGAGGCACAACGGCUGCACCCACCUCCGAAGAGAACGGCGGUGCUACCCGUUGGAACGUGUGUUGUGCUAAGCGCCGGCCUUUCCACGGCCAUCGCAAUGUUUCUUGCCGAAAUCGUUCUGGCGAGAGUUUUGCACACAGCUACCACUUGAGACAAUAGUACUGUGAAAGUAUUACCUCUAUGCCCCUUUAAGGGCCGGGGACGUCAAAUGACCGUUGUUUUAAAACAACCUUCACUUCAAGACCGCUUAUGGGGUGUCACCUUCAAGACAAGUGAGCUUUUGGGCUUGAGAACCUUAUCUAAGGUUGUAAACAAGAUAAUUUCAAAGCGCAAAUGAUUUCUGACGGACCGAAAAAAUCUUUCCUUAAACCCCAGCCAACUGCCGUGCCGCUGGCGAUUCGUUUACGGCCUCGUGACGUCACCGAGUGGUGGCUAACGUACCAACUGUUGACCUAAAGAGCAUCGACUCGUGAAAGUUCGUGUACUGUGAAUACUAAAAUAGUAAAUAUUACUGAAUUA